AUGCCCCUUCCGCGCCAGAGGAUGAUUUUCCGGCGGCCGAUGCCAUGCGGCCCGGAGCCGUUCCGCGUCGGCGGGCUCCUGUGGGCGGCGCCCAGACGGGAUGUGGCCUCGGGUGCGAAGGCCAAGGCGCAGGAUGACAACCCGUACAGGGAGACGGUCACGCUGCCGCAGACGGCGUUCAGCCUGAGGGCAAACUCCGCGGUCAGGGAGCCGGAGAUCCAGAGGUGGUGGGCGGAGGAGGGCGUGUACGGCGACCUGUGGGCGAACAACCCGGGGGAGGUGUUCACGCUGCACGACGGGCCGCCCUACGCCAACGGCGACCUACACAUGGGGCACGCCAUGAACAAGAUCCUGAAGGACGUGAUCAACCGGUACCAGCUGCUCAAGGGGCGGAGGGCCAGGUUCGUGCCAGGGUGGGACGCGCACGGCCUGCCCAUCGAGCUCAAGGUCCUGCAGUCGAUGCCGCGGGAGAGGCAGCUAGAACUGACGCCCAUCAAGCUGCGGCGCAAGGCCAGGGACUUCGCCCAGAAGACCAUCGACGCGCAGAGGGAGCAGUUCAAGAGGUACGGCGUGUGGGCGGACUGGGAGGAGCCCUACGUGACGAUGCAGCCGCAGUACGAGGCCGCCCAGCUGGGUGUGUUCGGGAGGAUGGUGGCCAAGGGGCACAUCUACAGGGGCAGGAAACCCGUGCACUGGAGCCCGUCCUCCCAGACCGCCCUGGCCGAGGCCGAGCUGGAGUACCCCGAGGGCCACACGUCGAGGUCGUGCUACGUGGCGCUGGAGGUUGUGGAUGGGAACGGCGUGAUCAGGGCGGAUGGGCCGUCCUCGCUGGCCAUUUGGACCACGACGCCAUGGACAAUCCCGGCCAACCGCGCUGUGGCCGUGAAUCCUGAAAUCGACUACGUCGCGGCGGCAGUCAGUGGCGAAGGCGGCCGCGAGGGUGGCCAAAUUGUGGUUGCCGCCGAGCUCGUGGGGCGUCUGUCGGAGAAGCUCGGCAAGCAGCUGACUGCUGUGAGUGCCUUCAAGGGCAGGGAUCUUGAAGGGGUGACGUAUCGGCACCCGCUGUUCCCUGACAAAGUGCAGCCCGUCAUCCUUGGGGGAGACUACAUAACUACGGAUGCGGGCAGUGGCCUCGUGCACACGGCACCCGGACAUGGCCAGGAGGACUACCAGGUGGCCCUUAAGUACGGCCUUGAGAUCUUCACCCCCGUUGAUGACAAUGGGGUGUUCACAGAGGCGGCAGGCCGAUUCUCUGGAAUGGCAGUUCUGAAAGAGGGGAACGAGGCUGUGUUGGCAGAGUUGGAGCAGCAGGGACUGCUCAUCAAGGAGGAGCCCUAUGUUCACAAGUACCCGUACGACUGGAGGACCAAGAAGCCAGUCAUCUUCAGGGCCACGGAGCAGUGGUUUGCAUCUGUGGAGGGCUUCAGGGAGGAGGCCCUGGAAGCCAUCAAGUCCACGUCGUGGAUGCCUGCCUCUGGGUUCAAUCGGAUCAACGGCAUGGUGGAGGGUCGAACAGAUUGGUGCAUCUCUAGGCAGAGGCGUUGGGGCGUGCCAAUCCCUGCCUUCUAUGAUGUCCAAACAGGGGAGCCCCUCAUGACACAGGAGACUAUAGCCCACAUUGCAGAGGUCGUCAGGAAGCAUGGCACCGAUGCUUGGUGGCAGAUGCCGACGGAGGACUUGCUGCCUGAGGGCCUCAAGGAACGAGCUGGCAGUCUUAAGAAGGGCCAAGACACGAUGGACGUGUGGUUUGAUUCGGGCUCGAGCUGGGCAGCAGUGGCAGAGAAGCUGCCGGGCCUGAGGUACCCUGCGGACCUGUACCUUGAGGGCUCGGAUCAGCACAGGGGUUGGUUCCAGAGCUCACUGCUGACAAGUGUUGCUGUCAAUGGGAAAUCUCCCUAUGGUGCCGUACUGACCCACGGUUUCAUUCUGGACGAGUCGGGAAAGAAGAUGUCCAAGAGUGUGGGCAAUGUACUGGAUCCCAAGGUGGUGAUCGAGGGAGGGAAGAACUUGAAGAAAGAACCUGCCUAUGGCGCGGACGUGCUGCGCUUGUGGGUGGCAGCGGUUGACUACACCAACGACGUUAUCUUUGGGCCCAACAUAUUGAAGCAGACGGCAGAAGUUUAUAGGAAGAUACGAGGCACCAUCCGAUUUCUGUUGGGCAGUCUGUCUGACUUUGAUGCUCAGCAGCACUCAGUUGCAUACCAAAGCCUCCCCUCUCUGGAUCGGUACAUUCUCGGUCGCUUUCACUCUGUUCAGAUGGAACUGGACAGCGCGUACAGCUCGUACCAGUUCUCUAAAGUCUUCCAAGGCAUCCAGAGAUUCGUCAUCGUCGACCUGUCAAACUUCUACUUCGAUGUGGCAAAAGACAGGCUGUAUGUGCAGGGCCGGUCUUCAGGCUCCCGACGCGCCUGCCAGACAGCGAUGCACCACAUCCUCGCAGGCUUGCUUUCCUCCAUCGCGCCCAUCCUCCCCCACAUGGCUGAGGACGCCUGGUCCUGUUGGCACAGUCCAGCAGAUGGGCGCCGUCACUCCAUUUUCAAGAAUGGCUGGCGCGCCCCUGACGAUGAAUGGCGUAGUCAGUGGAGUGAUGAUGACGUGCUGGCCUGGGAGCACGUGUUCCGCCUUCGGGAGGUCGUCACCAAGGCCCUGGAGGUCGCACGGGAGAACAAGCUGAUCGGGGCACCCCUGGAGGCAAAGGUGCUCAUCCACAUGGAGGAUCCGUCCAAAAUUGAGCGGGCAGUGUCUUUUGGUCCCAACGCAAACGGCGUCGACGAGCUGCGCUACAUUUUCAUCACUUCGAGUGUGGAGAAGACGACUGAGGACGCAGCUGGCCAGGCGCCUCACUGUGUGAGUGUUGACGUGCAGGGUCUGGGCCGCGUGACAGUCGGCGUGUCCAGGGCGGAUGGGCGAAAAUGUGCACGGUGUUGGAACUGGAGCGAGCAGGUUGGGUCAGAUGGUCGGCACCCACAGCUGUGCGAGCGCUGUUUGCCGGUGGUUGAGGAAAUGGGGUUUGAGCUGCCACCCAAGACCGUGGAAGAUUCGUUGGUUGGCGCCAAGUCAUAG
This is a messenger RNA of Ostreobium quekettii, 3063 nucleotides long. The record is from the annotation of a GenBank genome assembly. NCBI's taxonomy places the organism in Eukaryota, Viridiplantae, Chlorophyta, Ulvophyceae, Bryopsidales, Ostreobiaceae.